Messenger RNA from Mercurialis annua (annual mercury), 1576 nucleotides. RefSeq names its product IAA-amino acid hydrolase ILR1-like 4. Bases 154 to 1482 code for a protein of 442 amino acids. Gene Ontology annotation, biological process: auxin metabolic process. Gene Ontology annotation, molecular function: IAA-Ala conjugate hydrolase activity. The transcript is spliced from 5 exons. Lineage: Eukaryota; Viridiplantae; Streptophyta; Magnoliopsida; Malpighiales; Euphorbiaceae. The record is from RefSeq and is a predicted model, not a curated record. Gene Ontology annotation, cellular component: endoplasmic reticulum.
UAACUUUUUGUUCAUUUUUUUCCCCUGCUGAUCCCAUGUUUUCUAUUAGAACAUUGAAGCUGACAAAAGUGUUCACUUUGUUUUGCUCGUUCCUCAUUAUUACAGCAAAAAGUCCACUCUUCUUCUCUCAUUUCUCCUCUAAAACCCGAAUCAAUGGGUCUCUUCAAAUUCGCAUAUUUGAUUCCACUUCUCCAUUUAUUCCUCUCAAAACUCAUCUCGUCAACCCCCUCUUUUACCCCACUACAACUUACUCAAAUCCCUGUCAAUUUCCUUCACCUAGCAAAACAACCAGCAGUUUUUGAUUACAUGGUUAACAUCAGGAGGAAAAUUCAUGAGACCCCAGAACUUGGUUUUGAAGAAUUUGAGACCAGUAAGCUCAUUAGAGCUGAGCUUGAUCAUUUGGGCAUCCAUUAUAAAUAUCCAGUAGCUGGGACUGGUAUUGUUGGCUAUAUAGGAACUGGAGACCCGCCUUUUGUUGCCCUUAGAGCAGACAUGGAUGCUCUUGCUAUGCAGGAAGGUGUGGAGUGGGAGCACAAGAGUAAAGUUGAUGGAAAAAUGCAUGCUUGUGGGCAUGAUGCUCAUGUUGCAAUGCUUCUUGGUGCUGCUAAGAUGCUUACUCAGCAUUCCCAUGAGUUACAGGGGACAGUUGUACUGGUGUUUCAACCAGGUGAGGAAGGAUAUGGAGGAGCCAAGAGAAUGUUGGAUUCGGGAGUUCUUGAGAAUGUUGAUGCCAUAUUCGGUAUACAUGUUUCUUCUAGGUCUCCUAUUGGUACAGUUGCCUCCAGACCUGGUCCUCUUUUGGCUGCCAAUGGUUUCUUUGAGGCUGUUAUAAGUGGAAAAGGGGGGCACGCUGCCAUUCCCCAGCAUGCAAUAGAUCCUAUUUUAGCAGCUUCUAGUGUGAUUCUUAGUUUGCAACAUCUUAUUUCACGUGAAGCUGAUCCCUUGGACUCUCAGGUGGUAACAAUUGCGAAAUUUCAAGGAGGGGGUGCAUUCAAUGUCAUUCCAGAUACUGUUACAAUCGGUGGCACAUUCAGGGCAUUUUCGAAAGAUAGCUUCAUCCAACUUAAACAGCGUAUUGAAGAGGUUAUCGUGAAACAAGCCAGCGUCCAAAGAUGCAAUGCAAGUGUCGUCUUCGAAAAGCCCUUCUACCCGGUGACUGUAAAUAACAAAGAUUUGCACAAGCAGUUCGUAAAUGUUGCGACAGACAUGCUAGGCCCCCAAAACAUCAAAGAAAUGCAACCAGUGAUGGGAGCUGAAGAUUUCUCAUUUUUUCAAGAAGCAAUGCCUGGUUAUUUCUUAUUUGUGGGAAUGCAUAAUGAAUCUCUAGGACCAGUUGUGUCUGGUCAUUCGCCAUUUUAUAAACUCAAUGAAGAUGUUCUUCCAUAUGGAGCAGCAUUACAUGCGUCUUUAGCUGUAAGGUACCUUCUAGAACAUCAACCCGAAUCGGCGGCAGCCAACGGAAACCUCCGAGAUGAGCUAUAACUUAUAUUAUGAUAAGAAACUGGGAGAACAUAACAUCCAGUAUUGGAUCAUUUUCCCUUUGUCUCCAUCUAAUUGAUACAAUUUCCCUUUUUUA